UACUAACCUAUCUUACAAUCAGUUUACAAACCUACUUCAUGUAUCUGUUGAGAUGACAGAUCGCUGUAAGCAACUGUAACACCUCACCAUUUACAAGCUCAUGCCAUAUAGUAACCAAAGUAUAAUGUUUACGACAGCGUUUAUGGAUUAAUACAGUAAAAGGAAAAGGUCAACACUGGAAUUUCCUCGGAGAAUAAAUGUCAAGCACACGAAAUUAGGUGAAGGUGCACAAGCAAGUGUUUCAAGGCGUUUAGAGAACAGAUUCGUUCAGUUUCAUUAUUGCAUUGGCCUGAACGUUUAACUGAAGCUGCAGGUGAUAAGAUUUAUAUGGCGGAAAACAGUACGUCAAUCGAUACAGCCUUUACGGGGGAAAUAUGUAUAAUAUUGGAAAACAUAAAAAAAGCAAAAGCAAUUGGUAAAUCUUGCGGGUUUCAUUUAACAGAAUCGGAGUGGGACCCUUAUCCAUGAAUAAGCCAUAUCGAAGCCGGCAGUAUUGCUGAUAAUGCUGAACUUAGGAAAAUAACUACUACUACAUUAAAAUCCGAGUUCUAGAAUGCCCAGUUUGUCUGGAAAGCUCACUGUCACUAAUUCCUCAGUGUGUUUAUGGUCAUAUCGUUUGUGUUGAAUGUAAAUCGAAAACACGUCAAAUCGGACAUCAAAUCGUCAAACACAAGAAAACAUCUGCUAGGAUUUUACAUGAUUGUUUAUGAUUUAUUCAUUAUCCAAUAACACAAAUAGUUCUUAACUAAUGCCAGUAAACGUUAAUUUAACUGAAGUUUAUAGCAUUAAAAAACGUGCAAUUUAUAUCUUCGAAAUGUAUGUCUUAUGUAACAAAAUCGAAUACGAAAUUUGAGAGUGAUCACAGUUAUUAUUGACUAAUAAUUACUAUGUUUAAUCAAUAAACUUGUUAAAUAAACUUUGUUCAUUAUCUCGGCCAGGCUGCUAUAUAGUUAAAUUAGCCGCGGUAUCUUUUACCUUACUGUAAUACAAGGUAUUUACGCUAGAGUGGGCCACAGACCUAUGCUGGUCCACAAUUUUCAUAUACUGGUCAUGCAUGUUUUUCAGAUUCAUUUAUUCUCUUACGAUCCAGCAAAAUAUUCUUUCUGUAAAGAAAAGAGUAUAGUUAAUAUUCUAAAAGUUGGAGAAUCCGGUGAGCUCCGAUUUCUGACAGAAAUAAAGACGGGUGUAUAUGGUAUUGCAAUAUGGCCUGAGAGUGCAGACCCUGAUUAUGAGAAAUUAUUGAAUCAAUUAGAUAUAGUGAUCCCGGAAGCUACUCAAUGGAAGAAUCGUAGACCAAAUAUAGGAGAUUUUGUAUUUGGUCAAAGGGUGGAUGGAACUUGGGUUAGGGGAUAUAUUAUAUGUGUGCUACCAUGCUUAAUUCUGGCUAUGGUCGACGACGCUAAAUUAGUGAUAGUUAGUAACCUUGCUACAUGUGAAGAACCCCUUUCAGAUAUGUAUGCAUUUAGUGGAAUAUGUGAAUUAACUGUUGCUACACAGAGAUUUAUGGAAAAUAUAGAUUAUAAAUAUAAAGUAACAGGUCAAACAGAUAAUGAGAAACCAGACGAAUUUGAAAUAUUAAUUCUUGGAGGAGAUGAUGAAGUAAAAGCUACUGUAAGACCUUGGACUCCAAUGCUGGAACAAUUGGGUGUACCGUGUGGUGAUGUGAAUUAUGGAACUACAGUAUGCAUUACUGGUUAUCAAAAUCAUAUAGUUAUGUACGUUCGUCCCUUAGAUACGCUAGGUUUGGCACGCUAUAACUUUAUUAUGGAAACUGUUGCAAAAUGCGCUGAAACAUCUCCAUUUUUGAAUGAACCAUGUAUUGGGGAAUCGGUAUUAGCACUAUCUGCUGAUGGCAAUUAUUAUCGUGGAACUGUUUUUAGUGUACGAGAUGAUAAAGUGCAUGUUAGGUUCGAAGAUCUUGGUCGCAGAGAAUUUGUAGAUGGCAAGAAACUUAAGGUUUAUCCUGAUUGUUUGAACAAUCUUGGAUAUUGUAUAUCAAAAAUCCGUCUACAAGGUAUUCCAAAAGAUAUCCCUCCGUUAAUACCAAUAAUUAAAAUUCUGGACAACCUAGUGGAAAAUAAAGUUCCUCUGAUAUUAACAUAUGAUGGUGUACCUAACACAGAAGGUGUAUAUCUGAAACAUCCUGAAGGAGAAAGCGUUAAUAAUAUGAUAUGUAAAUGUCUCGAGUUGUAUCAUGUGAAACCUUCCAAGGAAAUCAAAAAUUAAUCUGAGGAAAUAAAAAAUGAAUCUCAGAAUUAGUUGCUCCUGGUAGCUGUAUUAAAACAAAAAUUACUGAGCGUGAUCCGGAACCUGGAAUGUAUAAUGUGUAAUUACUAUUGGUUAAACCCAAAUUAAUUGGUGAAUGUUUAAUAUCAAAUCGAGGAGAAAAAGAUAAACAAAAAAAAGAAACAUGCAUCUCAUUAUGCAAAAAGGAGAGCAUAUUAGUUAUAAUGUUUGAAGGUAAUGUUGAGAUAUUUUUAGUUAAAAUAGUUGAAGCAUGAUUUGUUUCUUGAAAGUAUUUUAAUAUUUUUAGAAGACAUUCUACAUUUUGAUAUUAUUGUAUCUUCUGUUAUUUAACAGUUCAAAAAUUUGAUAUCAUAAAUUAGAAAUUGCAAUGUGUCACUCAACUACUAUGUAAGAUCAGUACUUUUUGAACACUUUUUUUAUAUUUACUUUUGUCAAUAUUAUGUUUUAUUUCGGUGAACCUCUAUAUUCAACAUACUUUUUUCGCGACUUGUAUUUUUUGUACAAUUUAUAAUAAAUAUGAAGUGAAAAUAAAGAGUUUGCUCAGUGUAGUUAA
Bombus terrestris (buff-tailed bumblebee) is the source of this 2800-nucleotide messenger RNA. RefSeq lists its product as uncharacterized. The record is from RefSeq and is a predicted model, not a curated record. The transcript is spliced from 10 exons. NCBI's taxonomy places the organism in Eukaryota, Metazoa, Arthropoda, Insecta, Hymenoptera, Apidae. Bases 1021 to 2226 code for a protein of 401 amino acids.